AUGGAAAGUGAAAACAAAUAUACAAAACCAUUGAUUAAUAAUUGUUUAUUAAAUGCAGUAAAAGUUUCCACAACACCAAAUAAACCUGAAGUUUCCCAAGCCAAGCUUGGAACAACAGCGGAUGGCGUCAGAGGACUUCAGUGGCAUCCACUAGAUUUGUUUCCAGUCUAUCAGUGCUUGUUUUUUUUCUUUAUCAUUUUUGAGUGUUGUAUUUCUAAACUUUGUUUCUGUUGCGGCUGCUACGCUGGGAUCGGUGCUCACCUGUGUCAAGCACCUCCUCCGUGGUCCAACUGGAGAGCAAGAAUCAGUUCCUGCAGCAGCCACCAAACCAGAGGCAGAUCCACAACCCAUGCUGGAGCGAGAGUCAGCUUCAGUGGCAGCUCCAGUGCCACGUGUACCUAUAAAGCCACCUUGGUCUCUUUUGCUAAAGAAGAAACUGACUGUAUCUGUGACUGUGAUGCUGGAGCCAGCCCAAGCAGGGCCACUUGUACCAGUGGUGCCACUCUAGACUGCACCUAUGACCAUGCAAUGCAGGGAUUCCUCCUGGUUGCAGGGAGAGAAGAAAGCCAAGGAGCCCCGGGCUGCCACCGUGUGAUCCACUUUCAUUCAGCUCUCGAGUGUGACACAGAGCAUCCCCAAAACUGUGCUCAGUCACUGCAUCCUGGCAACGUUGGCCUGCACUCAGGUUUUGUUGAGUUCUUGAUUCCAAGGGGCCCUGGGUCAGCUUCAGGAGGGGCUUGGAACCACUCUUUACCUUCAUGUGCUCUGAGUUCUGAGCGCUGAGCCUCUAAUAGACCUCAGGCUCUCCUUCCCAGAGCUGCUGUGGUCUGGACUGUCAUGUCCCAGUGUUCCCUGCUGGCCCUCUCCUUGGUGAUAGCUGAGAUCUUGGACUCUCUUAGCCCUUGCUUCUCCUCUGAGGAGGUUCUCUGUGGAUCUGAGGGAUUGGCAUGGGUCUUAGAGCUCAACAUCCCUCACAGAGUCCUUCUUCCUCAGGAGCUGCGCAGAAUCUGGAGGAACCCUGCCUCCCUCCCAGGGCGUGGAGUCAACACCACCCAGGGCCAGGUGGAGACCUGGGAAGUGUUCUGCAGUAAGCUGCUCCUCUCCCUCAGAGCUCUGGGUGAGCCUGCACCACAAACUGGAUUGAAUGUGUGCAGAACUUGUUGGUGA
Molecule: messenger RNA, 1167 nt
Organism: Octodon degus (degu)
Lineage: Eukaryota; Metazoa; Chordata; Mammalia; Rodentia; Octodontidae
Exons: 5
Coding region: 1-783 (260 amino acids)
Source: RefSeq, a predicted model, not a curated record